Molecule: messenger RNA, 3789 nt
Organism: Symbiodinium natans
Lineage: Eukaryota; Dinophyceae; Suessiales; Symbiodiniaceae
Source: the annotation of a GenBank genome assembly
AUGGAAGAGGCAAGCAGACUCCUGUCCACGAUCGACCUUGAUGAGUUCACCAUUAAGGAAGUGCAGAAUGGCUGGGAGACCACCGAGAAGCGCCUGGGAGGACCGAAGGCUGCUGGCGAGGAGGUGUUUGGGAAGCUGAAGGCUGAAAUACCACGGACUGGGGGCAUGCUGAAGCGAUCCAGCACGGUGUGGCAUCUCUUGACCGAGUUGCUGCACUGCCUUGGCCAGCCAAACGUGGUCCAGAAGAAGCUGGAGUACAUCGCCCUACGCCACAUGAACGCGGAUAUCACAACGGCUGACGUCGAGGUGUUCCGCAACAUCCUGUUUGAAGUGUGUGCCUCAAAGCUUGGUGGCCUCAUGACUCCAGAGUUUCAAUUUGGCCUUGGCCAGAUCGUGGUGUCCGUGGGCACCUCGUUGGCCAAGACCCAUGAGCACUACGCGAAGCGGUUGAAGCUGCUGACGACCUGCUGGAAGGAAGUGAAUGCCACCGAGGAAGAUGAGGCCGAGGACCACCACGCCGAACAGGAAGGGAAGGAAGCCACGGAAGGUGAGGAGGGUGAGGGCGAGAAAGCCAAGGAAAAGAAGCAGGCCGGGGGCCAGGGUGAAAGUGCGAACGCAGAGAAGGGCGACCAGGAGGGCGAGGAACGGCAUGGAGCGUGGAAGGACAACGACAACCUGAACAUCCCCAAGACCUUCGCAGCCAUGGCCCGUUUCAACGCCGCUGUCAUGGGCACGGGAGACCGCAUGUGGUUUGCUGAUAUGCUCUACGCCAUGGAGUCUUUGGUUCCCUACAUUGGCAACAUCGACCGUGUACAAGAAGACUGCGAUGUGCUGAUGCUGACCUUGGCAAAGUAUGACAAGGUCAACCUCAAGGAGUUCCGCUCUGUCAUGUUUGCCAGCCUGAGAUCACUGCUGCCCACCACCUGGAGCUCAGACCACGAGAAUGCCUGGGCCUGGUUCUGGGGCAUUGUGGAGAAAAAGGUCGAGGAGAACAAGCACAUGCCCAUCCACAACCACCAGUGCCUCCGGACGUUUCUUGCUGGCAUGGACGAGGUCACCUUGGAAGACUUCAAGCUCAAGGUCUUCGACACCUUCUUUGCCACGACCGAGGAGUCGCAGCUCUAUCUUCGCGCGGCCAACAAGCGCCUGAUGUACAUCAUGGGAAGGAUCUUAACCAUCAUGUCCGACAUCUACACCAAGACCCACCAGGCGGUGAUCGCACUGUCGGCCCUGGGCCUGCUGCACGCCGGGCAUGGCGUCCCGGAGGAUUUGGUGCGCCCUUUCGUCCAGGCAUUCAUGGGAGGCAUCAAGAACAACUGCCCGGACGAGUCUUUGCAUGACGGGCUGUGGUGGACACUGGACCUGAUCGGCAGGAUCUUCAUCCGAACCUUGGCGGAGGGCUCCACACCAGUCAUCAUCGCCAUCAACAGGAACACGUCCAAGGCGAUGCAACUGGCCGUGGCGAGUGCGCCGCGAGGUGAGCGCGAGGUGAUCCUGCUUAAGGUGCAGGUCGGCACCGAAUCCAUGUCUCCUUUGAUCUGGGCCGUGGAGAAGGGUGCUUUGGAGUCCGCCAAGGCGAUCCUGGACGAUUUGCUGACGAUGCGGGCAGACCGAGCGCGGUAUUACUUUGGAAUGGAGGCUCUGUGGAACCGCCAUCCAGACAUCAUCAGCUUGCUCUGUACCAAGGCGCCAUCACUUCUCUCAACGCUUUUUGAUGGCCUUAUCUGGCGGUCCAAGAACGUCAAGAAUGGUAUGCGCCGCGCGAACUACUACAUCGCUUCCAUGAUCGUGGACGAAAACGGAAACCUUACCGACUCGCUGCUGGACUUGAUCAAGCAGGGAGACCCCGAGAUCAUUUGCCACCCGGCGGUAGUCUUCCAGGCCGAUCUGCUUUGGACCCGGCUCUGCUGCAUACCCUGGGCCAUGACGAAGGUCUGGUUCUGCGCAACUCUCGUGUUGUACAUCAUGGCAGAGCAGCAAGCCAUCUUCCAGACCGACCCGAUGAGCACUGAUCGCUUCACCGUGGUGGCUUGCAGGGUUCUCUUGUACGUCUGCAGUCUCGGCCAACUCACCGCCAAGCAUGGAUUCCAGACCUGGAGGGCCAUCCGCCAGAAGCAGAUGACCCGCUUUUGGUGCCUGCCGGUGCCCAAGUACGUGCUGCAGACGCGCCAGGAGCUGAUAGAGGUCAUCCUCCUGCUGAUGUUGAUGUGCCUUCUGUGCAUCGAGCCCUUCCUCCACUGCCUCGCAGUGAGCAGCGAACUCCUCAUCGAUUGCUGCGAGUUUGGGGAAUGGCAAUGCAACCUCACAAGGACCUACAACCGCCUGGCGGCUUUCCCGAUGCUCCUCUACUUCGUCCUGGCUUCCGAGCUGGUUCACCUCAACGUCCACCUCUCCGUCUUCAGCGUCAUCUGCUCGAGCCUGAUGUGGGAGUUCCUUCUCUAUGUGGCAGUCCUCAUCUUUUUCACCGCAGCGUUCGCUUCGGCGGUGGCCUGCCUACCUGCAGGCUUGGGUCUUGGCUCGAUUCAGAUGCGCGACUUCUUCAGCUGGCCCUUGGCGUUUGAGUCCAUGCUGUCCAUGGCCUUCAACGUCUACGGCGGCAACAACUAUGAAGAGAUCGCGCAGUCCGAUGAGCCCAUGCUCAAGUGGUUUGUCAUGGCCUUUGCUGCUUGCUGGCAUGUGUAUCUGAUGAACUUAAUGGUGGCUCAGCUGUGCCAGCGCUACAACGAGAUCUUUCACGACGCGCGGGGAAACGCUCGACUGACACGCGGCAUCAACAUCUACGAGACGUCCAUGCCCUUGAUCUCAAAGAAGCGGUGGAAGGCCUUCGUGGACUCGUUGCAUCUGGAUGAGGCUUGCGAGUUAGACGAGGGCGACAAUGGUCCACGCGGCGCGGUCCCGACAACCGAGGAUCCCUACGACUACCUCCAGUACCCCAAGGUGACCCUAGAUCGCGUCCAGCGCUAUGGUGGCCUCGCCAACCCCGCCUUGCCCUGGCCAUCGCUGGACGAAGCCGUCGAUGACAGCGCCGUCGGGAAGCUGACGCGGAUGACGCAGCAGAAGUUCGAGGAGAUGGACCGGCUCAUGGUGGACAUGGCGAUCAAGCUCCAAGUCCGCUCGGCAGCCUCCGCCGGAGGCACGGACAAGUUUUCCGCCCUGCACGCCCCUCCGGGAUCUCAGCAAGUGGAUGCCAGCAAGCAAGACCACGGCGAUCACGAGCAUCCGGAGCAUGAGGGGACCGCGAAGGAAAGCCUUGACGAAGAGGUGAACUUGAACGAGAAGACCGAGAAGAACGAACUCGUGGAGGAGCGCACAGAGGAGGGAGAACCCUUGGCCGACACCCCCUACGGGGUCAGCAAUUUCAAGAGCACCUCACCAGUCAGAGAGCUGCGUAAAGAUGCCCGAUGCAUGCGAUCUGCGGCCAUAGAGGUGGAGGAUGCGGGAGGCAUGACGCAGGCGCUGAACAACAGCAAGACAGCCGUCCUGUCCUUCAUUGCGCGCCCCAUGGGGAGGCGCCUCGCGGGACGCCUCUUUGCGAAGCUCCUGUGCCUAGACCUACAGUUCCAUGCCAUGCGCCGCACGGGCGAAAUCCUGCGCAAGCUGGAGCGCCCACCCCGCGCGGUCGACACACUGCUGCGAGCCCUGCUCUUCACGCUCCUCCCGAUCUUCUAUGAGCUCGUGGUCGUUUUCUUCCUCCUGCUCUCUCGUGCAGGCACGGAUGUGGCUGCCACCAUCCUCUGCACGGCUGGGACCUCACUCAGUCCAGCUUGCGAGCUCUUGGUAGGGAGUUAG